AAAGCAACUUCCAAUUUUAUGCCAGAAAAUCAGUAGAGAAGAAGAAGAGAGAGCGUGAAAUGUGUGGGGGCGCAAUAAUUUCCGACUUCGCACCGCCGGCGAGCCGAUCGUCGCGCCGUCUGACAGCUGACUUGCUCUGGGGCAGCUCGGCUGCCGAUCCGAAGAAGAAGAGGAAUCCGGCGAACUAUUUCUCCAAGCCUCUGAGGGCUCAGCCGCUCAUCGAUUUGGAUGAUGAUUUUGAAGCGGAUUUUAGGAGUUUCGAGGAUUUCUCUGACGACGAAGGGGGAAUCGGAGUGAAAGAAGCGUUUGGUUUUUGUGCCUCAAAAAGUGAGGGUUUUAAAGAUUUUGGAUCUGUUGAUUUGAAGGAGCCCGAUGAGCCUGCUGAAAAGCCUAAAAGAAAGAGAAAGAAUCUGUACAGAGGGAUUCGGCAGCGACCCUGGGGUAAAUGGGCUGCUGAGAUCCGUGAUCCAGUGAAAGGGGUUCGAGUUUGGCUUGGCACUUAUAACACCGCUGAGGAAGCCGCUAGAGCUUAUGAUGCUGAAGCUCGCAAAAUAAGAGGCAACAAAGCUAAACUGAACUUUCCCCAAGAUGCAUCAACACCAACUCAUGCAGUGAAAUCGAAUUCCAAGUUAUCUUCUGAGCAGCCAAAUUCAGUUCAUCCGACUUUUAACCAACCCAUCAGUUUUCCCGAAGUGAAACCUCAGAUAAAUCAGUUUGGUUUUGCUAACAACUAUUGUACCGCCAGUGAUGUGGCUAUAAAGCCCCUUACCUCCACUGAUUGCUCGAGCGUCUACUUCAGCUCUGAUCAGGGGAGCAAUUCCUUCGACUGUGCCAAUUUUGGCUGGAAUGACAACUGUGCUAGGACUCCUGAAAUAUCGUCUGUCUUAUCAGCUAUUGUUGAGGACAAUCAAGCUCAAUUUGCAGAGGAUGUUUGCCCUGCCAAGAAAGCAAAGACAUGUUCCGACAAUGUGGUGACUGCAAAUAAACUCCCUGAAGAUCUCUCCGAGUUUGAUUCCCAAAUGAAGCUCUUCCAGAUGCCGUAUCUUGACAACAACUGGGAUACUUCCAUUGAUGCCUUUCUGAACUGUGGUACAACUCAAGAGGGUGGAAGUGCGUUGCAAAUUUGGUCGUUCGAUGACAUCCCAACUUUGAUGGGUGGCGCCUUCUGAGGCUUCCAGCCCCCUUUUAACUUCCUUUCAUUUCCCGAAUAAGGCUGCAUGUGUUCCGGUGAUGGAGCGAGAAACUGUAGGACGACGACGCUGUUCCGGUGGACUCUGGUUGAGUGAAGUUGUACAGAAACAACUAUGUUUGGUCAGUUUUAUUUUAACUUAAGACAUGAGUAUUGCCAUUUAAAUUGUGUGUUGGGAUUCUAAUUAUUAUUAACCUGUUUUUUCACUAAACUAAUGAAACUCAUUAUUAUUAUAAUUAUUAUUAAGACCUUUUAUUUAUUA
Andrographis paniculata is the source of this 1451-nucleotide messenger RNA. Its product is annotated as ethylene-responsive transcription factor RAP2-12-like. NCBI's taxonomy places the organism in Eukaryota, Viridiplantae, Streptophyta, Magnoliopsida, Lamiales, Acanthaceae. The transcript has 3 exons. The record is from RefSeq and is a predicted model, not a curated record. Gene Ontology annotation, molecular function: DNA binding; DNA-binding transcription factor activity. Bases 60 to 1169 code for a protein of 369 amino acids. Gene Ontology annotation, biological process: ethylene-activated signaling pathway; regulation of DNA-templated transcription.